AUGGUAAUGAUGAAGUAUGGUGAAAAGCCGCAUGAUAAUAGAAUAGAAGUUCAGGAUUUCGUUAAUCUCAGAAUGAACAAAAUUUCAGAUAUUAAGUUGAGAUUAAGGCAAGAAACGAUUGAGAAGUGCCAGAGAUAGUCAAUCAUGCUGGCUGGUGUUGAUCAAUGUGAGCAUAUGAAAUUUUUAGUUAAAUAAGCAAAUGCCAAGAAAGGUAUAGAACUAGGAGUAUUUACUGGCUACUCUGCGCUAUCUUUUGCUGAGGUGCUACCAGAAGAUGGACUUCUUAUUGCAAUUGAUGUCAGCGAAGAGUGGACUGAAAUCGCAAAAAAAUAUUGGAAAGAAGCAGGCGUAGAUCAUAAGAUUUAAUUAAGACUUGAAGGAGGUAGCAUAGUAUUGGAUGAGUUGCUAGCUGAUGAAAACAAUAAGAAUUCCUUUGACUUUGCUUUUAUUGACGCUGAUAAAAUCAACUAUCCUAAUUACUACGAUCGAGUUAUAUAAUUACUGAGACCAGGCGGUAUCUUGCUGAUUGACAACACAAUUUGGUUUGGGAAAAUUGUAAACGAAGAAUUGAGAACUAAGGAUGAAUAAACAUCACAAAUCUGGCGAAUUGUAGAGCUAGCCAUGAAUGAUGAAAGAGUAGAGACUCAUACCAUCUACCUUUCUGAUGGGCUUACCAUAGUCCAUAAGAAAUGA
Molecule: messenger RNA, 693 nt
Organism: Stylonychia lemnae
Lineage: Eukaryota; Ciliophora; Spirotrichea; Sporadotrichida; Oxytrichidae
Source: the annotation of a GenBank genome assembly